This is a messenger RNA of Phycodurus eques (leafy seadragon), 7817 nucleotides long. It is a transcript of the gene brd7, whose product is annotated as bromodomain containing 7. The transcript has 17 exons. NCBI's taxonomy places the organism in Eukaryota, Metazoa, Chordata, Actinopteri, Syngnathiformes, Syngnathidae. Gene Ontology annotation, biological process: regulation of transcription by RNA polymerase II. The coding region runs from base 64 to 1890 and encodes 608 amino acids. Gene Ontology annotation, cellular component: nucleus. The record is from RefSeq and is a predicted model, not a curated record.
CAAACAAUAGCUAACACAGGGACACAAGAAACUCGCCGGUGGUGCCUGAACGAAAUACAAACGAUGGGAAAGAAACACAAGAAACACAAGUCGGAAAAACAUGCAUAUGAAGAAUACGCAGAGAGACCACUCAAACUGGUCUUGAAGGUGUCCGGCAAUGAGGUGACCACGGGGAGCUCCAGCCGGGACACUUUUUACGACGAGCAGUCGCCGGAAUGUGAUAAAGGCAAAGACAAGAAAAAGAAGAAGAAAAAGGACAAAGAGAGGAACUGCGGCACGCCUGACAGUGACAAAGGAAAGAAGAAGGUGAUCAAAAAGAAAAAGGGCCACGAUAGGGAUGGAGAAGAUGAACGGGAUAACUGCAGGACUCCCAUCAGAUCGGAGCUGGAUAAACUGGAAGCAGAGAAAGAACUAACUCCUCUACAGGAAGCGCUGAACCAGCUCAUAAGACAACUCCAAAGGAAGGACCCCAGUGCGUUUUUUACCUUCCCAGUGACAGACUUGAUCGCGCCAGGCUACUCAAUCAUCAUCAAGCAGCCCAUGGACUUCAGCACCAUGAAAGAAAAAGUGAAGAAACAAAGCUACGUGACUUUGGAUGAGCUCAAGGCUGACUUCAGGACAAUGUGUGAGAACGCCAUGGUGCACAACAAGCCUGAAACCAUUUACCACAAAGCUGCUCGCAAGCUGCUGCACUCGGGGAUGAAGAUUCUCAACAAGGAGCGUCUGGAGAGCCUGAAGCAGAGCAUUGAGUUCAUGUCCGGUCUGGAUCCAUCUGACAAGGCUGCAUGGAAUCGCCAGGAUCAAGGGGCGGCUUGCUUGGUGACCAAAAGAGAAGCCAGCACGGAGGGCAGUGAGCGAUCGCAGACGCCUGGCACACCCAGACCAGACAAGGAAGCCAAGGAAGAAGGGGCAGAGAAAGAGCUUGAGAAAAUUCGCAAGGUAAUCGAGGAGUCCAGGGGGAAACUGUCCAACCGAGUGCUGCAGUGCGACUUGGAGUUUAGCAGGCAAAGGCAGUCAGAUGGCUCCACCACUCUGGCGUUUGUUAACCCAGCUGAUCCGUCAGCGGGAGAGGCGGGAUACUGCCCUAUCAAACUAGGCAUGAUGUCCACCCGCCUGCAGAGCGGUGUGAACUGCCUGCAGGGCUUCCGCGAGGACAAGAGGAACCGCAUCACUCCAGUGUCCUACAUGAACUACGGGCCGUUCACGUCCUACGCGCCCGUCUACGACUCCAGCUUCUCCAACGUCGGCAAGGACGACUCAGACCUCAUUUACAGCUUCUACGGGGGCGAGUCCAGCCUGCAGGAGUCGGACAGCUUGUCGGAGUUCCUGUCCAAGUCGGGCGAGUAUGUGUACAAAAUGGCCGAUAACCUUCUGGACGCAAUGACCAACGGCGAGCAUUCAAAGAAGCUAAAAGAGACCGAACCAUUUGUGUGUGUCCAGCAGGUGGAGGAGCCUUCACAAGAGGACAAAGCUAAAGCAGAGGCAUUCCAGCCUGAUGCUUGGGGCUGCAGUGAGACGGAGCUUCCCGCUGCCGAGGAGCUUUCUGGAGCAGAUGUGCAGCAGAAACUGGACGAGACCACGCGGCUCCUGCGGGAGCUGCAGGAGGCGCAGAGAGAGCGUCUGAGCACCAAACAGCCGCCCAACAUGAUUUGCCUGCUGGCGCCGACCACCAAGGAACUAGAGCUGGCUGAGAGGGUGACGGGCAACCUGGCCGCGCUGACGGGCCGAGUGGCCCCACGUGACAUCAGCAGCAUUUGGGCCAUCAGGAAGGCCAUGGGCAUCGCGCUCCCUCUGGAGGCCCUCGUAGACCUCACCACAGUGCGGGAGACGGCGGAACCAAUGGACACCAUGCCAAGUUGUCAGGAUGCUCCGCCCAUUGCUGCAGUUUAACAACAUUUUUUUGGUACAAAAAAAAAAAUCCUCACUAUGUGACAUUUGAUAAACCUUUUAAAUUAACAAACCAUAUGCUUAUUGUGAAUAAUUUAUUCAGGACAUUUUGUUCACACGCAAGAAAAGGCCAAAUAUACAACAGUGUUAUUUAGAAUAUCCUCACACAAGAUAGAGGCGGUGUAAGGCCACACAACAUGAGUCAGUCCUGCUCAAGAAGCAACAUGCCUCACAGGUAAGAAAGUAGCAAGCAUGAUGAGGACACUCUGGAAAGAACUACAUGCUUGUUAACGACACAGAUAUACAGAUUGUCCCACUAAAAAUACUACCCCCAUCAAACCACAACUCUUGCUCAUUACACAGUAACGAAACUGACAAAAUGAUCCACAGACAGAAUCCAUUGUUGUUUUAUCGGCCACAAAAUGGUGUUAGUACAACACUUUUUCUUUUCAUGGUCAUUAAAGUACAAAAGUGACGGGUGUUUUUCCCUAUCACGUCCUCCAAGGGCCAUAAUAUAUUUUAACAAGUAAAUGCAACCUGGUGGAAAUGUGCGUAUUCACAAGUCCCCAAACUUGACAUGAAAUUUGGGUGGAAAUGUCUCAAAGACCCAUGCCUGGAAUUGAACAAAUUAUCCAUUUUGAUUUGACACACCCAUUUUGUUGCAGGACUUGCACUUUGAACUACUCCUCCUAGAGAAUUUACCCAAACGAGCCCCAAUCGCAAGCAGGUAUCUUUGACACAUGGGCGACACUAAAUGCACUAAUGUGUGCAGAACAUGGUAUAAUACGAGAAUAAUAAACUGGCAAAAAGGGGUCCUAUUAUCAAUCAAUUUUAUAAUACUUAUCCUGUUAAGUGUUGCGAGAGCUGGAUCCGAUUCCAGCUGAUUUUGGCGAAAGGCAGACGAGACCAGUCAAUCACAGGGCACAUCUAAGACAGAUCAUUAACAGUCACACAAACACCUGAACCCAUGGGGCAGUCAGUCAGGCAACUGUACCACUACAUUAUCUGCAAAGUCCCCUUUUAUCACUUUAUUAUUAUUAUUCACAAACCUAAAUCAUCUUUUUUUUUUUAAACAAUCAAAAUUUCACCAAAUUUUGCAAACAUUGAUCAAGGCAACAUAUUUUUGGAGUACCAGCAUGGAUGUUGAUGACAGGACACACCAAAAUCAAUGAAGAAAAUGUACGGUACUGUAAACCCCGCAGAUAGUUGGCCAUUUUUGUUUGAAGAUAGAGUUUUUCAGGUAUUUUGGCCAUUUCCAGUUUGUUUGAAGCAAAGUCCAUUAUGAUCGCAUCCAGCGCAGUGACACACUGUAGUUCCUUUAUUUCCAGCACACCCCGCAGGACCACAUCUGUAUUACAGUCACUCCUUGGGUGGUGGGCGUGUAAACACUGGGCUCGCGCCUACACGCAAGCGUCGCAUUUUCCGAGCGUGAUCUCCUGGCCUCAACUGAGGCCCAUGCCUUGCUGCUUGCUCGUGUCUGUGCACACAAAGAAGGUCUUGAGCUCGCCUUUGCCUUUCACACUGAUGAAGCCGCGACACUCGCACGAGUAUCCCAGCCUGUGCAGCACGUCAGACGUCUCCUCCGUCACCUGCCAGUCAACACGCAGACCAUUAAUUCAAAAUUUGCUUUCCUCUGACUUUUUUUUUUUAAUGACACUUGUGGUGUGAGGCAACAGUCUACAUACGUUUAUAAUCAUUUUAAAAAUAUAUAUUUUACAGUGGUAACUAAUUUUUACAAUAGUCUUGACAAUUGAGACGAUGCACAGGUUGCGUGAAGUUUUUUAAAGACGCACGCAGAUGGCGAGCUGAACAUCAACACCACCAGCCAACUCUGCAGUAUGCAUUUUGCGACUGAUUGUUUUAUAAACUUUCACCAGAGACAAUAUGGCUUCGUGGGUCACUUUUACUACCAUUUUCACUUUCGUCAGGUGUCCAUUCACAAUUGACUGAAAUGUGGCAGUAACAAAAGAGUUGAUCUUGGUCGUACUUGUAUCUUUCCCAGCUGGCCGGUGCUCUCCAUCCUGCUGGCCACGUUGACCGUGUUGCCCCAGAUGUCGUACUGAGGCUUCCUGGCGCCGAUUACGCCGGCGAUCACGGGACCGUGGUUAAUACCUGCAAUUACACAAUGAAACAAAGAAAACGUUCGCAUUCACCACGAUGAACAGAUCUGCAAAAACUGCCGCCAUGCUCCGGUCACAAGCAAUGUCCAAAACUCAAAUGAUAUGCAAUGUCUAGUAUACGUCAGUGGUCCCCAACCUUUUUUGCACCGUGGAGCAGUUUUAGAGUAGGCAUUCCCCCCCCCUCCCCCACCCCCUUCAUUCAUUGGUCAUUCCUUCCAUGCGGCCCGGUAACAAAUGCCUGAUGGACCGGUACUGCUCCGCGGACCUGGGGGGUUGGGGACCACUGGUAUAAACGUUUCAAAUUUGGAAGGACUCAGACAAAACCUCUUCAUCAAGUUCCUUAAAAUGGCAGACUUCCCGUGUCUUGUCAUGGCUUCAAGGCUUUCUUGCACGUGUACUCAUGAGAGACAUGCCUACCAAGUUGCAUGUUGCUAAAUAUUCAAAGGAGGCAGAAUUAAAAAAAAUAUAGACAUAUCCAGGGUGCACUUAGGAUGUAAGCACAUUUCGUAAAAUGGCUUUAAUUCCUAAAUGUUUAGUGCUGUGCUUCUAUGAAAUUUCUUAUUGUUGAAAGGGGCUUCGGAUAUCACCUCAGAAGACAGAAAGUUAUCGCGUUGACUUUAUACUGCAUUUCCGUGUUGGUGCCGUUUAUAUAGGGCAGCUACAGAAAAAGUGAAAAUUACCGUCUGCGUUUAAGGGGCUUCGGCUACUACUUCAGAAACCCAACAAUUGCAGGAUCGGCUCUGUCUGUUUACACAGAAAAAGGAAGAAAAAUGCACAUUUUUCAAUCUUCUGACACUAACUCAGACGACGUGGCCUUCAUUCCCCCAUUGUGUGUUGAAGCCCUUUUUACAGAACAGCUACACUAAAUAAAAAAAUGGUGGCGUUUGUAAAGUGGCUUUUUAUACUACUUCACAAAUUGGAAAUACCCUCAUUCUAAUUGGUGCUGUUAAUACAGAACAACUGCACAAGGAAAAAGGCAGUUAAAUGAUGGCUUUUACAGACAGUGUGAAAGGAAAACAAAUCAAGUGCCGAAUUGUAAAGUGAUGAUGAAAUUCGGCAGUGUGGAAGUCACGGGAGCUUAGCAAUAUUGCCAAGUAAGAUGACAUAAGCUUUGCUGUACGCACACGCACACACACACACACUCACUCGCUCUCUCUCUCUCUCUCUCUCCGAGGUUUGAGUUGUCGAGAUACGCACACACUCACCCACGCGCAACUUGAAGCUGUUGAAGGAAUGUCGGUUGAUGCCGUCCAACUUGCUGACGAGCGCGACCGCAAACUCCACCAUGAUGCCGAUCUGGGCCUGCUGACGCUCCCGGUCCUGAAACCGCACGGGUGCGAUCAGCAUGACGCCGCACAUUUGGUCACGAAGGAAUGCCAGAACCAAAAUGUUCUGGACAAAUAUCUCUCAAAAGUUCUCAAAAUUUACAUACAGAAAUUAAUUCCAGCAGAAGCGUUUGCGAAUGCUACAAGAUUAACUGUAAAGUGCCACCGGGUGACAAUAUCUCUUCAUUACAUGUCUGUCAAGUGUUUUCAGAGGGUGAGUAGUUUUACUUGAUUCUAGUUUUAUUCGGAGUUAAUAAGCUUUACACGAUCAGGAGUUUUGGGGCCGAUCUGCGAGUUUUAAAAAAACGAUAACCAAUGAUAUCAGAAGAUGGAGCAAUGUGUCUAUUUAAAUGACUUGUUCAUUUACUGUAUACACUUAUGCACUGUAUACUGAGUAUCUUCAAACAUAUUCUCUCAUCAGGUCACAUAUUCUAAUCAGUCAGGUCAAACCAACAUUACAACAUGACAGAAAUAAUGGGUGUUAGCUUACUGUAAUUAAAUUAUUGUAAUUAAAUUACUUCACACACACCAAGACCUUAGAGAAUGAUUCAACAGAACGCUGGCAUGUUUAUGUAGAACCGUUAGUACUAGCACUAGCUUAUUAGGCUGCAUAACGUUUUGUUGGCUACUUGUGAGCCGUAUCGUAUUAAAAGUACUUGAACAUACCUCAAGCAAUCCUUGAACGAACGUCUUCUCCUAGCACCGGUGACCACCACCGCCAGACGUUUUCCCCCAUUUUGUUCUUUUUUGACCAACACAAUACACACGUGAUCCAUUGUUGUUGUCGUGGCCGUGGCAACGAGUUUAUCCGGUCGCGUUUGAUUUGACAAAGCCCAGUGAUCGUAAAUGACGUCAAAAGGCAUGCGACAAUAAAAAAAUUAAUUAAAAUAAAACUAGCUUUUAGAUUCAAAUAUACUGUACACGACGGCGACACGGAGUAAAUGCCUUUUGGGGCAAAUUAUGACUUUAAAGCCGGUCAGCCAAUCAGCAUAAAAUGCUAAUUAUCGGCCGAUACCGAUCAAGCCGAUCAGAUUGGUGUAAAGUCUAACAGUUAACUUUUUGUUUUAUUGCAAUUUUUCAUACUUUUAUCUAUCCUAGUUUUUCUUAUUUUCAAUUUUUUAUUCUGAUUGAUUUUAUUUUUCUAAUUGUUUCAAAUCACAUUUUUUGUUUACUAAUUUUGUCUCAUUUGAUUAUGAAUUUCUCUUUUUAUUCAUUUGUAAUUUGUUCCUUUUUUCUUAUUUUUAUUUAUUCAUUAGUUUUUCCUAAAUUGUUCAUCAUCAUUUCUCAUUUUUUUAUUGUCAUUUUCUCAGAUUUUACUUUUGAAAUUGUAUUUCUGUUCUUUCACUUGUAUUUAUGUAUUUUUAAUUAUUAUUUUUCUUUUUCUUAUUUUUUGUCUUUUGUCUCUAUUUGCCCUUACUUUUCGUUGCUUCAGCUUCCCUUGUAUUUCUCAUUUUUAAUUUUAUUAUUGGAUUUGUUUAUUUUUGUAACUUUUUUUUUUUCACCUAUACUAUAUUGUAUUCUUUAUGUAGCAGUUCCUCCACUGUGUGUGUAAACGGAACCCCUGACGCCCUCUUCAGCCACUCCACCUGAUUGUUCUCCUGACCGGGCGGUCCGCUGAGGCCCGCCGCCGCCAUGUACGUGCUACCGAUGGUCUUGAUCUUCUCCACGCCGCUGAACUUGGGCUUUGACAGCAGCUGUCGGCAGAACAACGGGAUCGUCCAGUCAGGCGAUGAUUCAAUUGCGUGUUUAUUUAUCGUACGCAUGGAUGCUGAGGGACGGCGGUACGCCGUUGGCGAACCUCGUCGAAGUCGGCAAUGAUCUCGUUGAGGAGCCUCAGGCACUCCAGGCCCUCCUUGUUGAUGUCGCACUCGGUGUAGAACUCUUUGAAGUCAGGCACCGAGGCAAACAUCACGCACACGCAGUCGUAAGACUUGUAGUAGAGGUCCUGGUAAGGGCCGGAAAAAAGGAGAUUUCAGUUCACUGUGCAUCUGACUUCAUGAGGGUGUUUUGCUUUGUUUGGGUGUGUGCGCGCUUGCGUGAUGCCACCACAGAAGGGCUACCGGCAAUAGCUAAGAGGAAAAGUUUAGUGAUAUCUAACCCUAUAACCCCUAAAAGAAGAAGAGAAUAUACACCAAAAUCUUUAUGUGAAUAGACUCACCACCCAGGUAUAAGCACUAUUCUCCCUUUGAAGUACGGAAUUUAUUGUUUUUACUUUUAACAAUAGCCCCUUUCUGGCAGUUUAGUGCAUUUUUCGUAUUUUUUUUAUUAUUACUUUGAAUUUCUCAUUUUUAUAUUUUUUCUCAUUUUAAAAGGAGAUGUAUACCUUGUUUUCUUCAAAAUUGUGAAUGUUUCCAAGGCUUUCAUCAAAAUACAAUAGAACUUUCAUGUAACCUUUCUGGUAAUCUGGCACAAUGUUCUUUUUUUAAUUGUAUUUUUCUCAUUUUCAUUUUUAUUUAUUUUUAAUUAUAAAUAAGUUUUGAUCGUA